This is a messenger RNA of Odontomachus brunneus, 3137 nucleotides long. RefSeq names its product UPF0605 protein GA14893-like. Bases 527 to 1285 code for a protein of 252 amino acids. Lineage: Eukaryota; Metazoa; Arthropoda; Insecta; Hymenoptera; Formicidae. The record is from RefSeq and is a predicted model, not a curated record. The transcript has 5 exons.
CUGGCGCGUCGUCGGCCGCGCGCGACAGCUCGCGCGAUCGUCGGCCGCAACCGAUCGCUGGAUCCCGACGGUCGUCGAUCGAACCUUCGAGGCUUCAUGGCUCGAGCGGCAGCCGGCCAAUCGCCUCGAGUCAGUGAUCAUCUUCGGCGCGGUCGCGACGCGAGCUGCGAGACGGAACGAGCUCAAUUCGAUAGUCCAAAUUGAAUUGUGGAUCGGUGAUCGUUCCUGCGGAGAUCAUGCAGACGCAGCCGCGAUAUAAAUAUAACCGAACGCUCUGCUCGAGCGGGAUCGAUACUGAUCGAUGGUAAACGGACGAUUGCGACGAUCGAGCGAAUGAAGAACUGAUUUUCGCGAAGUGUGACAGAUGAAAAAGACGUCGCCGAAGAGAGUGAUUCAGUAAGAUGUAUAUUUAAUUAAUGAAAAAAAAAGAAGAAGGAAGAAGAGGAAACCAUGAAAUGAGCGUCUGGGACUUUAACAAAUGCCCUCACAGUGUAACUCGACGAUUAGAUAAAGGCUAACGAGAAAAAUGGUGUUCGAUCCAGCGUACGAAGAGCAAAAGAAGCAAUUCUUCAGGCAAAGUUAUGGCGCCCAUUUACCCGGGUAUACCGGACAUUGUCCAACACUCAAAUUUCGCGUUGGGAAGAGGUUUGGUGCGAGCACGGAAGAGAUAAUGAAGGAAUUGUUGGAGAAAAAAAUACUUAAGACUGGACCAUAUAGGCCAAACUCCGGUAGGGAAGUUCAAUUACUGAGUCCUCGGGACAAAGAAAUUAGAAGAGAUUGGAAUGAGACGAGACUCUACAAGGCACCUCCCUACAUCCUGGGAUAUACCGGAUAUAUUCCAGGCUUCAGCAGCAGGUACGGACUACCCUUCAUGAGAGCCGUGGAGGCCGGCGCCAAGGAGUGGCACGAGGCGCAAAUGAAGCUGCGAGCACGACGAGACGCGAUGAGGGCUCACGCUGAACGUACGGACCCGAGAAAUCUUCUGUCCCGGGCGAGAGCGGACAAUGUGGACAUCGAGAUCGAUCAUAGUCAUGAGGGAGACAGAAGGACCUUCGAUUAUCAUGUCUCACCAGAAAGACCGCCGAUCGUCGGUUAUACAGGCCACAUCCCGGGUGCGAGAGGAGAAGUCGCACUUUCCAAGAGGUACGCUCAGGCCGCCAAGAAAGGGCUGGAACGCGUUCAAAGGGAACGUGAGGAGAGGCUGAACAGAAGUAAGGACAUGUCCGCCGUGCAGAGGGUCCUCGACAAUGCGUAUCUCGACGAGACGGGACAGACACGCGCAUAAUUCACUUAAGACUCCUGGCCCCUCGCCGCGAAACUCUUGAUUCAUAACGUCAAAAGCAAGAAAUAGACCCUAAAAGUUCUUGCAAAAUACGUUGGAUUAAAAAGAUGUAUCCAUAAAAUCGCAAUUGAUCGAACGGAUUUGUAAAAUUAUCUUUAUUUUGUUCAAACAAUCAAUAAAUAACUGUCAAUAAAUAAUAAGAAACAAUCAAUGAAUAACAGUUAAUAACAGUCAACAAAUUUUCAUUGAUACUUAUCAAUAAAAAAUUAAUGUGAUAUGCAACCUUCCUUUUUAAUCCAAUCUUUUCUCAUGAUUUCGUUAUAUUAAUUUGACGAUUAAUUUAUUGAUUGUUACAGUAAAAUGAAAUUGUUCAGACUAUUUUUACAGAUCUGUUCGAUUGAUUGCAAGUGUCAUUUUAUAAACAUAUCAUUUUAUUCCGAUGUAUUUUGUAAGAAUUUUGACUGUGUAUUGCCUCGCUCUACUGAUAUUAUAAAUUAAGAUGGCUACAGGGAAAUUGAAAUCUUAAUUUGACGAAACUAAUUUUUAUUAACACUUUGCAAUCCGCCGACGGCAUAGUGCAAUCGCGAUUAUUUUUAUAUUCCAGUCUGUUGACAGCACAAUGCCAUCGCCUAUUUGCGCUUUUAAUAUACUGGAAUAAAAAAGCGCGAUGACUUCGAAUGGAUCGCGGACCGUAAAAUGUUGAACUUUGAUUACUUAUAAGAAAAUGGAAAACUCGCUGAAUAUGUAAGAUAAAUCUCCGAAGUAUGUUAGGCUCUUUUUGACUACUUUCAAAGUAUGACAAUCGAGAAAGAACAAUCUAAUCUACACUCUAUUUUAGAUUCUUGUUUACUUGGAGCCGAUUUUUCAAUAGUAGUUUAAACUCUGUCCAAACACAUGAAACACGUGUGAACGUUAGAACAAACUUUAAGGCUCCUUGUAUCUCGCCGCGGCUAUGUUGAAUUUGUAACAUCGAGGAACGACAUACUGACGAAAGUUACAUAUCAUUUCUAAAUAAAGAUAAAUAUAGACGGAAGAGCACUUGAGACUGCUUGAACAUACUUGUAAAAUUAUGCGAAAAAAGUAUAUCUUUUCUUAAACGAUUAAUAAAUAGUCAUAUAAUAAAUAGAGACAUGAGGCAUGCAGACAAAACAGAUCCAUUUUAUCAUUUUACAUGCCUCAUUUCAUCAUUUAUUAUACGAUUAUUUAUUGAUCAUCAGGAGAAAGGGAUAUCUUUCGGACAAUUUUACAAAUAUACUCAAGCAAAUGCUUUUAUUUAUAUCUAUAUUCAGAAACGGCACGCGCAAUUUUCGUUAGCAUGUCAUUUCUCGCUUCUGACAACACAAAUCUGACAUGGACGGUGAAGUACAAUGAGCCUUAAAUCCAAAUCUAAAUUGAAACUAUUAUUAAAAAAUCGGUCCUUAGACGACGAACACGUGGGUCGUCAAAAACACACUUGCGCCGUAUCCCUAAUGCUCUCAUAUCCAUGUAAUCGCAAAAAUAAAUCUAUAUAAUAUACGUAAGUUAUUUAAUAUGCUACGAGCUUCCAAUGUUCAUUAAGAUUAUGCACACACUUCGCACCUACGCUUCGUACUUAAUGCAGAAGAAAUACAAAUUUUUGGAAAUAUUUCUACUGGGAAAUAUCUUCAAAGAAAUUGAGAAACGUCAAUACGUGCUAGUUCCAUUUCGAACGAAAUGAACACAGACAUACACACGUCCAACUUUCAGAAUUUGUGAAAUGGAUCAUAGCCAAUGUAUAAACAGUUCAAACAACAUUACAUGAUAUUAUUAGCAAAAUUUUACUUAUCGAAAUGUAACUAUGUGAUACUUAUCUGUAUAAAUAAAAGUUGAUCCGUCU